Caenorhabditis bovis is the source of this 1662-nucleotide messenger RNA. NCBI's taxonomy places the organism in Eukaryota, Metazoa, Nematoda, Chromadorea, Rhabditida, Rhabditidae. The record is from the annotation of a GenBank genome assembly.
AUGAACACCGCAAAAUAUCAAAUCGUUUGCGCAGCGAUUCUCGGCUUCGGACAACUGUGCAUUAUGGCCGGAUUUGACGCGGAGAGUUUCAUUCUGGAAUCGGUGAUCCAUUCAAUCCACGAACGCAAUCCGUCGCUCAUCUCACAAUAUGCCGGAUAUUACGGGCAAGCGAUCUGCUAUGCUGGAUACAUGAUCACCUGCCUAUUUUCCUCGUCGCUCAUCAUUAUGACAAAUGCCAAAACGGUAUUAUUCACAUCAGCUGUGUGUUUCGCUAUGUUCCCCAUCGGCUUCUUCUUCACCAAUCAAUAUUAUUUUUUUGUCUCAAGCGCCAUCACGGGAAUCGGAUUCUCGCUGUUCUACCAAGGCCAGGGUUCAUAUAUGGCGUCGCACUCAACGCGAAACACCAUCGAGUUCAAUGAUUCGGUCUCGUGGUCGAUUGGAUGUUUUUGCUUGAUCGUCGGAUCGUGCAUUAUCGGAACAAUCACGACAUUCACAGCGGCUGAAAUUCCAGUACAAGAUGUUCUGAUGAAUUCGACAUUGGCGAAAGUUGAAAGAAGAUAUAGUGAUACGGAAAUAACCCUUCUAUUCGGCAUGUUCGCUUUAUUCUCCAUUUUGGGAAGUAUAUUUUUCGCCUUUCUUCCCUCUGAAGACGUUGAUGGCUGUAUUGAGAGUGGAACGAUGCACGGAACACCAUUCGACGAAUUUAAAGCGACAUGUGCGACGCUGAUCGAGCCGCAAAUGCUCAAAUUGUUCCCUUUGUUCGCACUUUGCGGCGCCAACAUCUCAUUCUUCCUCUCGAUUCUGCCAACAGCGUUCCAGUUCAACAUGAACAAUUCCGGGAUGAUCUACCUGCCGGCGAUUUAUAGUUUCGGUGUCGGAAUCGGAGAGAUUUCAAGUAUAUUUUUCGGCCUUCUUCCCUCUGAAGACGUUGAGGGUUGUAUUGAGAGUGGAACGAAACGCGGAACACCAUUCGACGAAUUCAAAGCGACAUGUGCGACGCUGAUCGAGCCGCAAAUGCUCAAAUUGUUCCCGUUGUUCGCGCUGUGCGGUGCCAACAUGUCAUUCUUUCUCUCGAUUCUACCAACUUCAUUGCAAUUCAAUAUGAAUAAUACGGAAAUGGUGUACCUAUUGGCUAUUUAUAGCUUCGGCAUCGGAAUUGGCGAAAUUCUAACGGGCUUCUUCAUAUCAGCAAUGAGCAAAAAAAUCAAAGAUUUCGCCCUUCAACCCACAUUGAGCAUCGCGGUCGUCUGCUUGUGCACCUAUUGUGGUUUGGUGUUGGCGUCGACACCAUACGAUGCACCAAUGAGACCGACUCAUGAGCAGCCCCUACUAUUCCAGCAAUCGCAAUUGUUCAUUCUCAUUCUCGCCGUCAUUAUUGGAAUUGUUGAUAAUUGCAUCAACACGGUUCGCGGUGUCAUUUGCACACUGUCGAUGCCGAGUCGGCGAACUCAAGCCCACGCGAUUUCGAAGCUCAUUCAGGCUGCAACAUCAUGUGCAUUGUUCUUUUUGAGUCCAUUAUUGAAUAUUUACUAUUACACAAUUGGCCUUCCAAUAUUAUCAUUGAUAACCGUCUUCUUGUUCUUCCCAGUGUCGCGAAGAACUCAAAGAAUGGAGCGAAAAAUCACGACGGAGAAUUUGUCGAAAGCAUCGGCAAGGGUCUGA